Messenger RNA from Aspergillus uvarum CBS 121591, 1260 nucleotides. Its product is annotated as FAD/NAD(P)-binding domain-containing protein. Bases 1 to 1260 code for a protein of 419 amino acids. Gene Ontology annotation, biological process: secondary metabolite biosynthetic process. Lineage: Eukaryota; Fungi; Ascomycota; Eurotiomycetes; Eurotiales; Aspergillaceae. The transcript is spliced from 6 exons. The record is from RefSeq and is a predicted model, not a curated record. Gene Ontology annotation, molecular function: FAD binding.
AUGGUAGCCCGAAAACACAUCAACGUGGCCAUCGUUGGGGCCGGACCAGGAGGAUUAGCGACUGCCAUCGCCCUCUCGGAGCUCCCCUACGUCUCCGUCACCGUCUACGAACGAGCCCCCGAGCCUCGGGAGGUCGGGGCUGGCAUCAGCAUCGGCCGCAAUGGCUGGAAUGUGCUGGAGUUGCUGGGCGCUGCCGACGGGGUCAAGGGGGCAAAGAAACAAACCCCCUUCCAACGCAAUGGUCGCACGGGCGAACCGGUCGUUCCGCGCGCAACGCCUGCUCCCCUCAGCCCCGAGGAGGCCAAGUAUGAAUCCAUUAGGGCUCGGAGGACCCGCCUGCAAGCCGCCCUGCUCGCCAGAGUUCCCGCCAACAUCAUCCGCUUCAACAAGAAGCUGGUUUCUCUGACGGAUCUUGGCGGGGAAGACAGGGAGGACGGGGUUCGUUUGCAGUUCCAGGAUGCGACCGUAGCGACCGCGGAUCUAGUGGUCGGGGCUGACGGGAUUCGUUCGGUCGUACGGCAGACAUUGUUCCCCGACCACCAUUUGCAUUUCACUGGAGUCACCGCGUGGCGUGUUCUGGUGCCAGUCGCCGCCAUCCGCCAUGUCGCCGACUUUCCCACCUCCACCGGAUGGUGGCACGGCCUCAACGGCUACUUCUACUUCUCGCACGUCGAUGACGAGCCCGACCGUGAGCUGUGCGAGAUCACCGUCCGGUCCUUCAACGAGCCCGAGGUGCCCGGCCGAACCGCAACCUGGGCCAUUCCAUCGACCAACGACCGCGUUCGCGCUCGGUGUGGGGAGUAUGAUCCUCGGAUCCAGGCCGUCUUGGAUGUGGUCCCGGAAGGGGACUGGCGAGAGUUCGCGAUGGCCGCUGGACCGUGUCUCCCGGAGAUCCAAGGCUGGGAUAAAGUGGCCUUAAUCGGAGACGCCAGCCAUCCGCUGUCCGGUGCCUUCGGGUCGGGGGCCGCGUUUGCGAUGGAGGAUGGAUGGAUUCUGGCCCGGGCAAUCGAGCAUACUAUCACCUCGAACACCACCAUCAAGGAUGCGCUCGGGAUCUUCCAACAGAUCCGGGCGCCGUACUAUGAACGAAUGCACGCGAGCGAUGUGAAGAAGGCUCGAGCGCUGAAUGGGGACUUUGAUACCGUCAUUAAGACCCGCGUCGCAUCAUUUGGAGGCGCCGGGGCGGAUUCGUUAGACUGGAUCUACAAGAACGAUAUCAAACAGGUCUGGUCGGAGUAUGUGGCGAGUGAGACCAGAUAG